Molecule: messenger RNA, 1141 nt
Organism: Culicoides brevitarsis
Lineage: Eukaryota; Metazoa; Arthropoda; Insecta; Diptera; Ceratopogonidae
Exons: 2
Coding region: 135-1103 (322 amino acids)
Source: RefSeq, a predicted model, not a curated record
ACAGAAAACAACUACUCCACAAAAAUCCUUAAAAUUCAUCAAAAAUAUCACUAAAACUUGUAAAAAUCAUCACAUUUUCAAUAAAAAGAAGAAAUUUUCUAUCAAAAUCCAUAAAAUCUUGAAAAUUCGCCAUCAUGCGAUCAAGAAGAGCAAAGAAGCAACCUGCGCCACAAACUGAAACAAUUGUUGAAGUAAAAAUACCUGAAGAGCUUUUGAAUACAGACGACAUCAACUUCAAACUCAACAAAAACCCAGAAUUUCUCGACACAAACGAGAUUUUACCAAAUUCUGAUGCAUUUCCCGCGGAUUCUGAAUUCAUUAUUUCACUCAAAAAUUCAAUUCGAGACUUGGAAGGUACUGAAAAUGCCGCAAAACGUUCGGAAAUGUUCAAAAAUCUCGUUGCGAAAAUCGUUGCCGGCACUUACGACACUGAAGAAAAAUAUUUUUGGCUAAUUUCUUGCGUCGCUCGGUUAUUUUUGCAAAAGGAACGUACCAAUAGUCUCAUUUUAGAGUCGGAAAUCUUACAAAAAUGGAAUUCCAACACUUUUUACUGUCCCGCCAAACUUCAUCUCAUCGCAAAAGAAAUUUUUCAAGUCGCCCGAGGAAACACUUUUGGCGUCGCUCUGCUCGUUUCGAAGUUAAAUCACGUCAACGCAGCUUUUCAUUAUCUUUGCAUCACUCUCGUCUCGGCUGUGAUCAACAAAAUUCACACAAAACGCGAUCCCGAAGUGUUUCAACCUCACAAACCCUCGGAUUUGGUGCCGAUUUUGACGAAAUCCGCAAUGCCCAGUUUGAGUUUUGAGGAAUUUCAUCAAAUGCUGAAGAUGGUUUCGUUGUACAAUUGUUUGGUUGUGAUGAAUAGGAGUUUGGAGGAGACGCAUGCCGCAGAUUUGGUUAAAAUUUUGACGAAAGGAAGAAAGUCGUACGUUGAAGCAGCGAAAAAGUGGUUGAAAGAUGCCUCGAAUUACGUGGAGAAGCUCAGACAGAAAAAGCAGUUUUGUUCGUGGCUGAUAGAUUUGAACCAGCAAAUCGUGAUGGAGUUGCAAUAUGGCUUGAGGGACGCUGUGGAAGAAGCGAAAGUGUAUCGUGAUGAUGAUUUGUGAUAUUUUUAAGGAUUUUGAAUGAUUUAAGAAAUUAAAAU